AUACCGCUCACGUGUGUCACACAAGCAGACAGACAGACAGACAGACAGACAGACAGACAGACAGACAGACAGACAGCAAGCAUGGACCAGCGGUACAGACUACCAGUGGCGUCUAUUCUGCUGUUCGGAGCUCUGCAAUGUGCAAGUGGAGCCAUAGGAGGCUGGGAAGCGAAGCCCCACUCCAGGCCCUACAUGGUGUCCGUGCAGCAGAAUGGGAUCCAUCACUACGGGGGGUUCCUGGUGGCUGAUCAGUGGGUGGUCAGCGCAGCACACUGCUUCACAGCACAGUCCACUCCUUACAAAGUGCUGCUCGGGGCCCAUUCUUUGAGUGACAGCGAGUCGACCAAGCAGACAUUCGGCGUGGCUGCCAUUUACUCUCAUCCAGACUUCAAUAUUACAAGAAACUAUGACAAUGACAUCGCACUGCUGAAGCUGGACGGGCGCGUCUCACUGACCAAGGCUGUUCAGAAGAUCUCGUACCAGCGAGUGAGCAGAGACGUCCCUCAGGGGACCGUGUGCAGCUUGGCUGGCUGGGGCUGGAUCAGUAACGUAGGGAUAAAGCCAGACAAGCUGCAGGAGGUCAACGUGAGUGUCAUCGGCCGCGAGAAGUGCUCCAGCCGGAGAUACCACGGCAGCAGGAUCACGGGUAACAUGAUGUGCGCAGGGGACCGCGGUAAAGACAGCUGCAAUGGUGAUUCCGGAGGCCCCCUCUUGUGCAAUGGGCUGGUGGAGGGCAUCACUUCCUUUGGAGGGAUGAAGUGUGGGAAACCCCUGAAACCUGGAGUGUACACCGUGAUCUCUCACUACACGGACUGGAUCGACGCAGUGAUGAAUCAGGGGUCUAAGUACUGACCUGUGAUCCACUGACCAAUUCAAAUGGCUUGCUCCUGUGUGCUCUUAAAAAAGGAUGUAUAUAUAUAUAUAUAUAUAAAUAAAGCUAGCAUGCAUUUACAUGUUACUGUGUCAGUGUGUAAUCAUUGUGCACAUAGACCUAUAUACACUGCAUUUGGAUGGACUGACCUAUUGGCUUUGAACAACACUGCUUGUAAAAAUAGAGAGGAAAUAGAGAUCAUUGUAAUAUCCUACUC
Acipenser ruthenus (sterlet) is the source of this 1088-nucleotide messenger RNA. RefSeq names its product complement factor D-like. The record is from RefSeq and is a predicted model, not a curated record. The transcript has 5 exons. NCBI's taxonomy places the organism in Eukaryota, Metazoa, Chordata, Actinopteri, Acipenseriformes, Acipenseridae. Gene Ontology annotation, biological process: proteolysis. Gene Ontology annotation, molecular function: serine-type endopeptidase activity. The coding region runs from base 82 to 852 and encodes 256 amino acids.